Aspergillus glaucus CBS 516.65 is the source of this 4812-nucleotide messenger RNA. RefSeq lists its product as uncharacterized. The record is from RefSeq and is a predicted model, not a curated record. Bases 1 to 4812 code for a protein of 1603 amino acids. Gene Ontology annotation, biological process: intracellular transport. Gene Ontology annotation, molecular function: ATP binding; nucleic acid binding. NCBI's taxonomy places the organism in Eukaryota, Fungi, Ascomycota, Eurotiomycetes, Eurotiales, Aspergillaceae. The transcript has 6 exons.
AUGGAACCUGUUGAGCAGAAGGCUACUACAGAUGAAACCCAGACAUCCGAUAACGACGGCGGCGAACGUCCGGUGCGAAGGAAGCUGAAGGAAACCUCUAUUACCUCGGCACCGCAAAGCUUGAACCCCGCAAACGUUGAAGAGUCACAGCACGGUGGGAACAGCAGGGCGAGCAGCAGGGGUAGGAAGCGAUCAUUCAACGAAGACGAGGAGGAGAACAUUGAGGAGGACGCCGGCCAUAGACGGAAAAGGUCGCGCAGCUCGAACGUCGAAGAAGAGACCGGAAAAGUCCAGAACAACCUGUCGUCGAAGAUUAUGAGUCCGCAGAAGAAGAGAAGCCGGGAUCAACUGGAUAAAGAGGAGCCCAAGACGGAGGGCGCGGCCGGCGAGAAGGUCGCUGAGGAUUCCGCUGAGAAAGAGGCCAAGCCAGCAGCAGAAGGGGAACCCGAGAAAAAGCGGCACCGGGAUGAUUCUCAGGAGAGGGAGUCGGCUCCCCUUCCAAGCGCUUUUACGAACACUUCGUCCGUCUCCCCCUUCGGGUCCAUUGGAGCUUCAAAACCAGUUACCAAGGAAGACGCUUCAAACAAGCCUCAAACCACUUCCAGGUCCGCCUUUGCCUCAUCGAGCUUGGCUGCUUUCGCUGGCUCCGAACAGUCGCCUUUCGGCUCCAUUGGAGGCUCUACCGCAUCCGUAUUCAAAAAACCAGCUACUACAGAGCCCGAGAAACCUAAGACCGGAUUUGCUGCUGCAGCACCUUCUGGAUUCGGAGGUAUAAGCUCUGGAUUUGCUAGUUUCAGUGGCGGAUUUGGGGCGGCCGCUAAAACAGGGGGAGGCCUUACCAGCUUUGCUGCUCCAGGUGGUUCUAGUCUCUUGAACAGUACUUCUGCCAAACCGUUUGGAACUGCGGACGACAAUAAGAAGGAAGAGGAUGAAGAGGAAGACGAAGCUGAGAAGGGCCCUGGGGAGUUUGAACAAGACAAGACUGAUGAGAGAUUCUUUGAGCGAGAGAUCGAAACCGGUGAGGAGGAAGAAAAGACAUACUUCUCCUGCAAAGCGAAGCUCUUCCAAUUCUCCGACAUGGAAUGGAGAGAGCGCGGUAUUGGCACCUUCAAGGUGAAUGUUAAAGUAACAGACGGCAAGGAGGAUAAGAAAGCCGUACGACUGAUUAUGCGGGCCGAUGGCGUUGGGCGUGUUAUGCUCAACACGCCGAUUUUCAAGGGCAUGAACGUCGGUGAUGCUACAGGCAAGGAACCUAAGGCAACAAAGCAGAUUCUCCUGGCUAGUCUGGAGAGUGGCCGUUCUGCUCCGAUUCUGCUUCGGAACAGCGCGUCACCAUCCAUUGCCGAGCAAACUGCAACCGACAGUAAUACAGAGCCUCAUCAUGAGCCAAGCGAAGUACCGAAUAACCAGGGUAAAAUCAAAAGAGCAAGGUCAUUGAAGUCAUCAACACCCACACAAACCAACAGCAAUGGCACCGACAGCAACGGCGCCAAAACAAGCUGUGCGUCUCGCCAGCCCAGAAAACCAAGAGCCCCUGCCAAAAGAACACCAUCAGCUCCAUGGCCCGAUGAAUUCAAAGACUUUGCACGGACUUAUCGCGCCUUGAACCUCGUGUACACGUUCUGCUGCACGCGGAAGCAUUUCGCCACCACGUUUGAUAAUAUCAAGAAUGCGGUCCAGGUGCAGUUGGGAGAUAAUCGCGAGCUGACCGUGGAAGACAUUGCGAGGAUGAAGGCUCUUGUGCCUAGGGCUGUGAGAUUGGAGUACGUGGAUGAAGCGAGGUUGGAGGUUAUGGCGGUUGGGGAGAAUGAUAUGCUUGAUUAUAAGCUGGAGGGGUUUGAUGAUGGGAGAGUGAAGAAAGUUCUAUUCUUUGAAUUCCUCGAUGGUGAUUUGAAGCGGGAGACUCAGCCGGCGCGGAGAAAGACGAAGGAAGAAGAUCUGAGAAUGCCGGUCUAUAGCCAGAAGCAGAUGCUAAAGUUGAUUGAGAAACGGAAUGCGAAGUUUUCAGACGCUGUUGAUGCGUUCCUGGUUCAAUGCGAGGAUGGGGGCUUGGAGCCAGUCGAGCAAUUGGAGCGCAAGAAAGAUAUGAUGAUCCCAUCACCUCCCGAUAGUGGUGUCAAUACUCCCGCUGCUAUUUUGGCAUCGUCAAAGCCGCAGCUGCCACGCGAGAUCCCAAAGGAACGGAAGUCCAUAGCAGAGAUCAUCGAAGAGGUUCGAGAACUAGAUUGGUACUCUGCCCAGAUUGUCCCAGAUGGCCACAGGGCCUUCGAUGCUCAGCCAUCUGUCUAUGGUGAUUUGUCGUUUCAGCUUACCCAGAACAUGGUCGAUGCCCUGUAUAACACCAAGGGUAUUACGCAGUUUUACUCCCAUCAGGCGGAAGCGAUCAACCAUCUGCAUGAAGGUCAUAAUGUCAUCGUUUCUACGUCCACAAGCUCCGGAAAGUCAUUGAUAUACCAAAUUCCCAUGUUGCACGAGCUUGAGAAAGAUCAUAAUAGCAGGGGAAUGUAUAUCUUCCCGACCAAGGCUCUGGCGCAGGACCAAAGACGCAGUUUGAAAGAUCUGCUACAGUAUAUGGAUGGCCUGCAGGAUACCAUUGUGGAAACAUUUGAUGGCGAUACACCCAUGGAAGAUCGCAACCUGAUCCGCGAGGAAGCACGUAUCAUUUUCACUAAUCCUGAUAUGUUGCAUAUCACAAUUCUUUCGCGGGAAAAUGCUUGGCGCACGUUCUUGCAAAACCUCAAGUUCGUCGUAGUUGACGAACUGCAUGUCUACAAUGGUCUCUUUGGUUCGCAUGUUGCAUUUAUCAUUCGACGGUUACGCAGGCUUUGUGCUGCUGUGGGUAACCAGGAUGUCAAAUUCAUCUCAUGCUCGGCUACCGUUGCGAACCCUGAAGAACACAUGAAGGCUGUUUUUGGCAUUGAUGAUGUGAAACUGAUAGACUUCGAUGGUUCACCCUCUGGCCACAAAGAAUUUAUAUGUUGGAAUACACCUUUCAAGGAUCCAGGAGACCCGACAUCAGGACGUGGAGAUUGCGUUGCGGAAACUGCGAGGCUUUUCUGCCAACUGAUAGCGCGGGGUAUUAGGGUCAUCGCGUUCUGUCGAAUCAGGAGAAUGUGUGAGAUUCUCCUCCAGGCUGUGAGGAACGAAUUCCAUAACCUCGAGCGCCCCGAAAUCGGUAAGCUGGUAAUGGGAUACCGAGGUGGCUACAGCCCGCAAGACCGGAGGAGGAUCGAGAAAGAAAUGUUCGAAGGCCAACUGAUGGGCAUAGUUGCGACUAACGCCCUCGAGCUGGGUGUUGACAUCGGCUCUCUCGACGCCGUCAUCACCCUUGGAUUCCCAUAUUCGAUCUCCAACCUGCGUCAGCAAAGUGGUCGAGCUGGAAGGAGAAAUAAGGAUUCACUUUCCGUGCUGGUUGGCGACAAGUUCCCAACAGACCAAUACUACAUGAAGAACCCUGGUGAACUAUUCACGAAACCAAACUGCAAGUUGCAGAUCGACCUUGCAAAUGAGCUUAUUCUGGAAGGACACGUGCAAUGCGCUGCGUUCGAGAUGCCCAUUCAACCCGACCAGGACAGCAUUUACUUUGGCGAGAAACUUCCAGCAUUGGCAGCUACAAGACUGGUCAAAGAUGAAUUUGGGUUCUACCAUUGCCAUGAACGGUUCAGACCGCAGCCCUCCCGGUGCGUCUCUAUCCGGGAUACAGAGGACCAGCAUUUUGCCGUCAUCGACACGACGCACGCGAGGAACGUGGUUCUGGAGGAAGUCGAAGCGUCGCGGGCCUUCUUUACAAUUUACGAAGGUGGCAUCUUCCUACAUCAAGGCCAAACCUACCUGGUCCAAGAACUCAACACGAACAGACGGUUCGCCCGCGUCGUCCGCGUCCAUGUGGACUGGACCACGAUUCAGCGGGAUUACACCGACAUCGAUCCAAUCGAGACAGAAGCAAUGCGCUUAAUUAGCGACAAGGACUCCUCUUCCUCAUCUUCAUCUUCAUCACCACCUUCCCGUGUCUACUACGGCUCUGUCCAAAUCCACGCCGUCGUAUACGGCUUCUUCAAAAACGAUAAGCGCGGCCGGAUCCUUGAUGCCAUAGCAGUGGACAACCCACCCAUCGACAUCUUCACCAAAGGUAUCUGGCUCGACGUGCCCAAACGGGCCCUCGAGAUCCUCGACUCCAGACGUCUGAAUAUCGCCGCUGCGAUUCACGCCGCCGAACACGCCGUGCUCUCUUUACUCCCUACCUUCGUCAUCUCAUCUCCAGGCGAUGUCCGCACAGAAUGCAAGGUAGCCAAGAAGGAGCUAGGGAAGAACCUCAAACUCGCCAAUGAGACCCCUACUGGCAGUGCCAAUAUCAACGCUUAUCAGCCACGGAUUCAAAAAACCAGAGACCUCCAGCCACCCUCCCGCAAACGUCCAGCUCGUCUUACCUUUUACGAUGCGAAAGGUGGCUCCUGUGGUUCCGGGAUCGCUGGUAAAGCCCUCGAGUUUAUCGAUGUGCUCCUCCGUCGCGCCAUCUCCCGCAUCGAAUCAUGCCAUUGCAUCACGCCUCAAGGCUGCAUUGAGUGCGUCUGCGACGAGCGCUGCAAGGAGAUGAACGUGGUUAUGAGCAAGGUGGGUGCCAGUGUUGUACUGAGGUGCUUGUUGGGUUUGGAGGUCGAUGUUGAUACCUUACCUUGGGGAGAGGGAUAUUUCGAAGAUGAGAGGGCUAAUGGUGGUAGUAGUGGUGCUGGCGGGGAAUUGGCGGGUGGGUUGGAGACAGUUGUUGAGGCGCAGGAGGUUCCAUGGAAGAGGGGAUACUCGCAUUCUUUGUGA